Molecule: messenger RNA, 1804 nt
Organism: Anopheles coluzzii
Lineage: Eukaryota; Metazoa; Arthropoda; Insecta; Diptera; Culicidae
Product: 15-hydroxyprostaglandin dehydrogenase [NAD(+)]-like
Exons: 4
Coding region: 477-1235 (252 amino acids)
Cellular component (GO): cytoplasm
Molecular function (GO): oxidoreductase activity, acting on the CH-OH group of donors, NAD or NADP as acceptor
Source: RefSeq, a predicted model, not a curated record
GCGGCAAGGCUUCAAAGCAACGGAACGACUUGUAGCUUGCUGUCUGUGUGUGCGCCGUGUUUUUUGGCAAAGGCCAGACAGGAACAAGGAGUGAACGACAUUGGAUAUUCGUCUCGUACCUUCCGCAAGCAACCCAUUCUCCAAUUUCACUCCUUCUAGGUUUUGGAAACCCUUUUCCGAAUUGUUUGUGUGCUUAAACGCGAAUCGUGCUGGGCCGUGGUCCAAUAUCCCCUUUAUUCUGUUCCAAACCCAGUUAAAAGCUUGCGAAAGGCUUGCUGUGUAGUGUUUUGCGUCAAAGUCCUUGCGCGGGGUGUGUCUACAGUUUUCCGGGUGUGGGGUCAGUUCCGUGAAUCAUUCAGCCAGUAUCAUCGGUUGCUUGCUCUAACUUGGUACACAUACACGCUGUCAGCGUGCAAACGAUAAAAAAGGUUCCGCUGAUCGGAGUUUGGUGAAGUUUAAGUGAAACAGUAAUAGAGAUGGAUUUGAAAAAUAAAGUCGCACUUGUGACCGGCGCUGCCACUGGGCUAGGCAGGGCGUUUAGUGAGGAGUUGCUAAAACAUGGAGCUAAGGUUGUCAUAUGCGAUUUGGACUCGGACGCCGGCGAAUUGACGGUGGAAGAGCUCGAAAAACAGUACGGCGCACGGGUACUGUUUUGCCAUUGUGACGUGACCGACUACAUCCAAUUCGAAGAGGCAUUCGAGUACACGGUGAACAUGUUUAAGGAGGUAAACAUUGUGAUAAACAACGCAGAAAUCAUGAACGACAACUUCUGGGAGCUGGAGGUGGAUGUGAAUCUGAACGGUGCCAUACGCGGAACGCUGCUAGCGCAAAAGUUUAUGGACAAAAGCAAAGGAAAGGGGGGUGGUGUGCUGGUCAACAUUGGUUCGGGUGUUAGCGUCACGCCCCAGCUAUCGACACCGAUCUACACCGCCACCAAGCAUGCCAUUCUCGGGCUAACCAAAGCCUGUGGUGAUCCGUUCCAUCACGCCAACACCAACGUGCGAGCAUUUGCUUACUGUCCUGGACCGAUCGAAAACUCGUCAUCGCACAACAAACGGUUCAUGUCGCCGGCGUACGAAAAGGCGAAAGAAUUGGAUAUGGCUGGUGUGCAGCUACAACGAAUGGAACAUGUGGCCAAAGAGUUGAUACCACUGUUAAAAAAUGCACCCACCGGUUCCAUAUGGCUAGUGACGGGAGGCAAACCGGCGAAAGAGAUACCGUACAGCAGCAUUUAAAAAUAUUGCCCCAUCGGAUUAAGUACAUUCUUCAAACUUCCCAUUCGAGCAUUCGAUUCGUACCAUAUUCAUGUUAAUUGACCAAGUCCACGGUCAAGGGUUAACACAAGCGUAUCAUACAGAUUCCAUUCCAGUUCAGGGAUGUAACUAUCAUUCGGUUCCAUAAAUCACUCUGACUUAAAGCUAAAGCUCUACAUACCAUUGAUUAUGCUUCGCUCCAUUUAUACUAUUACACCAGCGCCAGUGAAUUCGUGCACAGUAACGGCUGCAGUGAGCGAGUAUCCCGCGCUCACCAGCACGUUUCCGUGUAUUAGCAUAAGAAAGUCGGUAUCUUGCAAAGGAAUAUGACAAUUAAUUUCCAACACACAUUGUGGGAAUUUUCGCAAUAGCAAUGGGGUUGCGGGAAAUAAUAUUGAUAUGAUACCGAAACGCUUUUGAUAUUAAUUACCAUACCAGACAAGCAACGGAAACGAAAUGCAAUAUCAAUGUUGUAAGACAAAAUUGAUAUGUUUCUAGUGGUAAAAUUGUCGUAAAAUAAAGUAAAAUGCGUAACUAGUAUGAAAAAAAAA